Danio rerio (zebrafish) is the source of this 4388-nucleotide messenger RNA. Lineage: Eukaryota; Metazoa; Chordata; Actinopteri; Cypriniformes; Danionidae. The record is from RefSeq and is a predicted model, not a curated record.
CUCCCUCUUCCGCUGCACAGGUAACUUGCGCAUGACGUCAGAGCAUGAAGGGAGGAAACUGGCUGUGUAUGAUCUCCAAGUUUUUCCUUUCAAACAGAGGCUAAACACACGGAUAAAGAUAUGUGUGAUUUUGACAAGCAGAAGGGCCCUGGGCGGCUGAUGAAGAAAGGACUGACCCUCAUCGUCAUUGGUCAUGUUAACUUCAUCCUCAGUGCAAUUGUCCAUGGCAGUGUAUUACGCCAUGUGUCCAAACCAAGCAAUGAGAUCUCUACAGAAUACACUGUAUCAAACAUCAUCUCCGUCUCAUCAGGACUGUUGAGCAUUGGAAGUGGAAUUGUUGCCAUAUUGGUGUCAAGGAAUAUUGCCAAUUGGAAACUACACAUCGGUCUGUUAGUGAGUUCCUUUCUGAAUGCUCUGCUCACGCUGGCGUGUUUACUGGGGCUGAUUCUGGCCAUCAGUUUGACCAUUUCAGGAGACGGGUCAGCACUCAUGAAAGGAUGUAAUUCCACUAAUAUGCCUGUGAAUGCACGCUCUCCGGUCAUCGUCAACUGCCCUUUUGAUGCCACACGCAUCUAUGACACAACUCUUGCUCUGUGGUUCACCUGUGGUGCGUUCACUGCAGUGGAGGCCGGUCUGUCCGUUUGGUGCUUUAUUGUGGGUCUCCAGUUAAGAGGCAUCGGCCCUUGUGCACAAAACUACAUCAGAGAGCAGCUGGAGGAGGAGGCACAGGCAUCCAGAUCAAAGAUGGAGGAAGACCACACAACACAAGGAGUGCGUCUCAUUGCACAUCACUCAGCCAGCCCUUAAAGAGAGAGAGAGACAAUGCUGAAGUUCAGGUGGAAUAUUUACAUGCUGUCUGUGAUUAUGCCUCUGUAGUGAAAUACACCAUAAUGGUAGAUUUCACACGGAGCAACAUUUUGUAUUUGUGUUAUUUGAUAAUGUUGUUUUUGUAGGUUAUUUGAAGCACUGAGGUUAUGAUGCAGACUGUGUGUCAAUUAAACUUAAACUUUAGGAACGCUCUAUUUUUUUAAAACAUAGGCACAUUUUACAAUGCUUCAAGAGUUAAACAGUUGAGUUGUAUUAUUGUUAGAUCCAUUAAACUGAUCUCCGGGUGGGGUGGGAACACUUUUAGCUUAGCAUAAUUCAUUGAAUCGGAUUACACCAUUAGCAUCUCUGUCAGAUAAAAAAAUAAAGAAUGAGAGUGCACUCAAAAAAUGAGUGCUGCUUGCUUGUUCAAACUACUUAUUUAGAAUAAGCUGAAUCAACACAAUUCUUUUUUGCGGGAGGGGGCAACUUAAUUGUAUUAUGUUCAAUCUGCUUAAAUUUUUUAUUGGAAUUAAGUUAACUUUAAGUUAAGUUUUUAUGUAAGGACAACAUGAAGGGAAUUGUUUAAAACCAAGCAUGUUUUACAGUGUAUAGUUCCUAGCCAUGUCAGCCUAGAUAAUAGCAACAUUUAAUUUUUCGUCAGAUUUAGUAAAUGAUGCAACUACAGCGGAGUCAAGCUUUAAAUAUUAAAAUGAUCAAAUAUAUUUUUGACUAAACCAUUUUCAGCAGAGAUGUUUUUAUUAGAUGCAAUGAGAGAGUGAAAUUCUAAAAUCCUUUUUGAAAUUGAGUGAGAUGCUAAUGGUCUAAUCCAAUUUAAUUAUCUAUGCUAAGCUAAGCUAAAAGUUCUCUGAAAUCGACUAAAUGGAUUACAGAAUGUUUGUAAAAACUUGUAAAAUGAGCAUAUAUCCAAAAAUACUUGUUCCUUUAAAUAAGUUAGUUAAAUCUUUUCCGUCUACUAUAGAUUGUAAUUAAUCCCAAAACAACAUUGACGGUGUUCAUUAUGUAGUUUUUUAUGUAGUUACAAAUUAUCUCAUCAUUUUUUGACUAAAUCAUUGUCAGCAGAGAGGUUUUUAAUGUUAGAAAAGCUGCUUUGUUGCCAAGUGUUGCCCUGUCGUUUUAAUAUAAGCAAUGAAAUUAUAAAUCACUGAAUCCUUUUUUUAAAUUGAGCAAGAUGCUAAUGGUCUGAUCCAAUUCAUUGAUUUAUGCUAAGCUAAGCUAAAAGUUCUCAGAAACUGACUAAAUGGAUUAGAAAAUGUUUGUAAAAACUUGUAACAUGAGCCUGUUUCCUAAAAAUGUUGAGUGUUCCUAUAAGUAAGUUAAAUUUUCAACCAAAUUGUUUUCUAGCUACUUCUAUAGAUUGUAACUAAUCCCAAAACAACAUAGACGGUAUUAAUUUAUGUUGUUACAAAAUUUUUUAUUUAUUUAUUUUUGACUAAACCAUUGUCAGCAGAGAUGGGGCUUUUUAUGUUGGAAAGGCUGCUUUGUUUUCAAGUGUUGCCAUGUCCUUUUAUUAUAAGCAAUGAGAGUGUAAAACCAUCAAAUCCUUUUUGAAAUUGAGUAAGAUGCUAGUGGUCUAAUCCAAUUCAAUAAUCUAUGCUAAGCUAAAAGUGCUCGAAGAUUGGCAGAAUUGAUUUAAAAAUGGUAAAACUCAACUGUUUAACUUGUAACAUGAGCCUAUUUCCAAAAAAAAGUUCAGUGUUCCUUUGAAAAAAUUCGGUUCGAAAACUCAACUUAUUUAAGUCUCUUUCUAUAGAUUGUAAUUAAUCCUUAAAACUACACAAUGAAUACAGUCCAUGUUGUUUAUGUAGUUGCAAAUUGUCUAAAUAUUUUUUUAAUAAUCCAUUGUCAGCAGAGAUGUUUUUAAUGUUAGAAAAGCUGCUUUGUUGCCAAGUGUUGCCCUGUUCUUUUAUUAUAAGCAAUGCAUAAAAUUAUUGAAUCCGUUUUGAAAUUGAGUGAGAUGCUAAUGGUCUAAUCCAAUUUAAUGAUCUAUGCUAUGCUAAGCUAAAAGUGCUCUGAGAUUGGGGGAAUUGAUUUAAAAAGGCUAAAACUCAACAGUUUGACUUGUAAGAUCAGCCUAUUUCCAAAAAAGAUGAGUGUUUCUUUAAAUAAGUUAAGUUUUCAAACCAAAUCUUUUCAGUUUAGUUGUAUAGAUUGUAAUUAAAUCCAAAAACAGCAUAUACUGUAUUCUUUUAGUUUUUUUAUGUAGUUACAAAUGAUCUUUUUUUUUUUUUUGCUAAAUCAUUGUCAGCAAAGAUGUUUUUAAACUUCAGAAAGGCUGCUUUGUUGCCAUAUCCUUUUAUUUUAAGCAAUGAGAGUAUAAAAUUAUUAAAUUUAAUUUGAGCAAGAUGCUAAUGGUCUAAUCCAAUUCAAUGAUCUAAGCUGAGCUAAAAGUGCUUGGAGAUAGGCUCAAUGGAUUCAAAAAUGUUUGUAAAAUGAGCCCAAAUCCAAAAAAAAAAUUUGAGUGUUUCUUUAAAUACGUUGAGUUUUUGAACCAGUUUUCUGUCCAUUUGUAUAGAUUGUAAUUAAUUCCAAAACAAACAACGUAGACAGUUGGGCUGCAUGAUAUCGAAAAAGUCAACAAAGUCAUUUGUUUUUCUGCAAUAUUGUGAUAUGAAUACAGUUUCAGCAGAGGAUUUAAAUAGAUCUUUUUAGGAAGAAUUCAAGUACAUAACUUGAAUAAUGAAAUGUAAAUAUAGUCUUCAUUGUAUAAUUAAUUCAAUAAUAAAAAAAAAAAACAAGUAGUACUAUUUCUUGAGUCAGAAUAUGUUAAACUCUCUUGAUUGAGAGCCACAGACCUUAAAAACAUGUCAAUGAUAAACUUUUGCUCCAUUGAGGUUAAAAUCUCCAAUGACUGGCUCCUGGUCAAAUAUAAUUCCAAUUCCACAUUUUGACUAUUGUGGAUGCACACAUUACAAUAUCGUCGCUGAAGCAAUAUAAUGUGCAGCCCUAAUAGACUGUAUUCACUAUGUAGUUUUUUUAUGUAAUUGCAAAUUUGUUUUUGUUUACAUUGAAACUUGUGCAUAAUUUCAGAAUUAAGUUUUCUAAAGUGAGCUUUUGUAUGCUUAAAAAAGAUAUUAUGUUAUUGUUGUCAGAUAUACUGAAUAUCAUUGUAUUUUAGUUUGAAAGGAUGCAACUGUUUUGACUACUUAGUGCCAAAGAUUGAUCUCUUUAUUGGCGGUAGAUAUACAAAUAUUUCAUUGGCAGUGUGUCAGAGUGCCGUGAGAGACAUUAAUGGCUCAAUGAUGCAGGGAAAAUCUCCCAUUGGCAGAUGAUCCAGCGUGAUUUAAGUAGUUAAUGCUGAGGGAUAGAGACAUGACUGACAGUCAAAACAAAGAGAUUUCCCUCUCCAUGAUCUGUGGGAUUUCAUUUCAAAACAGUGUUUGUUUAGAGAGCCGUCAUUUUGCUUUUAAUUCCUGACGGAUUACAGAAAAGUCCCUCAUUCCAAUGCAGAACCUUUAAUGUCUACAUUUCAUUUUAUUACGUUUUUUUUUUUUUGAUCUUGUAUGUAUGUAGUUGUUAUCAGUGUGCGUUAUAUUUGAAUAAAUACAUAUUGAUAUGACCAA